Mercenaria mercenaria is the source of this 1841-nucleotide messenger RNA. RefSeq names its product cell division control protein 42 homolog. The transcript is spliced from 3 exons. NCBI's taxonomy places the organism in Eukaryota, Metazoa, Mollusca, Bivalvia, Venerida, Veneridae. Gene Ontology annotation, biological process: small GTPase-mediated signal transduction. Gene Ontology annotation, molecular function: GTPase activity; GTP binding. Bases 146 to 757 code for a protein of 203 amino acids. The record is from RefSeq and is a predicted model, not a curated record.
UGCAUGCUUCACCGAAUACCAUUCAUAUCUCCUCAACUAAUACAUACACAUAACUAUCAACAAGUGGAUAACAGUGUUAUUUUGUGAUAUUGCUUGGAUUUUUACGAGUUGUAGUACUUUUAAAAUAUUUGUGGUUUUUGAAAAAAUGAGUGGUGAGGACGACGAACAUCGGUUUAUAAAAUGUGUUGUCGUCGGGGACGGCGCCGUCGGGAAGACAUGCAUGUUAAUGAGCUACGCAACAAACAGAUUUCCAACGGAAUAUGUCCCGACCGUUUUCGAUAACUAUGCAGUGACUGUCACCAUACGGGGUACCUCAUACCAGCUAGGCCUUUUUGAUACAGCCGGUCAGGAAGAGUAUGAAGGGUUACGUCUUCUGUCAUAUCCAGGCACACAUGUGUUUCUUUUGAGUUACUCAGUUGUUAUGCCAGACACUAUGAAAAACUUGGAAUUAAAAUGGCUACCGGAAGUGCGGAGUAAUUCACCUACUUCCGCUUUUCUCAUUGUUGGAACUCAAAUAGAUCUCCGAGAUGACGAAAAAGUUCGCCAAAAACUUCAAAAACGAAGACAAAAACCAGUGACUCCUGAAGAAGGUGCUAGAUUAGCUAAAAAAGUAAAUGCAGACUGUUAUGUUGAAUGUAGUUCAUUAACACAACAAGGUCUCAAGGACGUUUUUGACGAAGCAAUGUUAGCUGUUUUGGAACCUAAGAUUAAGCGACGAGCUCCGAGACGAGGACGACGAAAAUGUGUUAUUUUAUGAUUUCAUAUUAAAUGUGUUCAUUUUCAAGUGAUAACAAUAUUAAUAGACCAUCUCAGAAGAUGGUUAAAUUAGAAUUUCAACUGCCAAAGCAUAGAUUACUUAAAGCUGCUGUCAGUAUGUGUGCAAUAUAGUGUGUAUAUAGAAAGCAUUCACGGAAACACAUCAGGGCUUUGUAAUUGAACAAUCUAUGCAAAAAUUUUGAUAUCACCUGAUUAACUGUAUGGUGUACAUGAACUACAUGUGCUGUAUGUAUGCUCCUCGAGCCACAAGAGGUCCUGUAAUGUUAUUAUCAAAUUAGUUACAAUUAAAUUGUUCUUAAAAGGAGAACCCGUUUUUGAUCAUAUGACAAACAGUCAAAUUAAAUGGUAUACAAUACAUUAAGAAAUAACAUACUGGUACAUUUUGAACCUUAUAUUUCUAUUAUAAAAAUGUCCAAUGUAAUUAUAUAUACAAUCAGAUCCCACCUAUUUUUUACGACAAUCGGUGUGUGAACGUGUAAAUCACUAGUACGUGAUAACUACUAUACCCGCUGGCUACCGUCUGAAAUCUUACAUGUUUUUAUAUACAUCUUGCUUAUUGUCAACGGUCAGAGGGGUAUCAUUAUCAACCCAGACAUUUACUUACAAUAUUGACUACAUAGUUUUGCUAUAAUUUACGUUUUUUACAGUGUAAUGGACAUUUGUGACAGCCUGUACAAGACCCCCAUAGCGAUUUUUAUCGUUAAAUUCAUUUAUGCAUUCCUUUGUUAAUGUUAUAUAUGUAUAUACAUGAAAUGUCAAUUUAGAAGGCAGCUUUUCUAAAUUGUUAAAUUACAUUUAUUAUUGAUCGAAUAUUGUCCGGAUUUACUUGUGCCGAGUAUGCAAUUUUGGAAAGCAUUUAACAUUACAUUUACAUUAUACAUGUGUAUGUAUUUUGCUAUUGUUUGGUUAAUCUAUAAGAUGAAACUGUGCGAUCAUUUCGCUUUUUCCUUACAAACUUACGGCCUACUUGAAGCCUUAAUGAGAUAAGUGACUUCAUUUUCAUGUACACUUGUCUUUUUGUCUUCAGGAAGUUUAUUUCCUUUCAUAAUAAAUGACAAAUCUAA